Molecule: messenger RNA, 639 nt
Organism: Penicillium lagena
Lineage: Eukaryota; Fungi; Ascomycota; Eurotiomycetes; Eurotiales; Aspergillaceae
Exons: 2
Coding region: 1-639 (212 amino acids)
Source: RefSeq, a predicted model, not a curated record
AUGGUGUCUGAGAGUGAGUACUCCAAAAGUACCUCCUGGAUUCCAUUUUCCGACCUUGCCACUCUUAUUGGUAAGAAAACGGCAAACUUUUUCUUCAACGAAGCUUGGAAAAUGCAAGAGCAGCGAUACAUUCUUUGGCAGAGCAAAGUCGGAAGAGAUAGUCCCGACCGUGAACCGUCAACAUCUCCACUCGAUUUGUACGACGGAGAGAGAAAUGUCGGAAGAAGUGUUGACAGGGUGCGGGAUCCCCAAAACUCUACUCGCAUUCCUGAUUUCGGAAGAUCUACGCAGGGCCACUCUUUAAAUCCUAGAAAGUCCAACUCGACAUCAAAGAAUGUCAGAUUCGAUGAUGCAAGCUCACCUCCACAGGUGCAGACAAAACAGGAGGACGAUGAUAGCGACGCACAGCUCUUUGUGAAGCAGGAUUCUGAUGAACAGUCUACAUUCAGCCGGUCCAAGUAUCUCGAAGAUCUGUUUAAACGCAAAGGCUGGGAUAAACUCAGCGGUCAAGGCAAGAUAGCCAUGGAAGCCAAGGCUCUUGCACAUUACCAUGUUUACCGCGAAGAGAUUUUAGUGAAUAAAGUUCAAAGAGGUGGACUAAAAGAACAUUAUGAUUUCCAGAUUGACAUACGGGACUAA